Molecule: messenger RNA, 576 nt
Organism: Lagopus leucura (white-tailed ptarmigan)
Lineage: Eukaryota; Metazoa; Chordata; Aves; Galliformes; Phasianidae
Product: interferon
Exons: 1
Coding region: 1-576 (191 amino acids)
Biological process (GO): T cell activation involved in immune response; response to exogenous dsRNA; positive regulation of peptidyl-serine phosphorylation of STAT protein
Cellular component (GO): extracellular region
Molecular function (GO): cytokine activity; type I interferon receptor binding
Source: RefSeq, a predicted model, not a curated record
AUGGCUGUGCCUGCAAGCCCACAGCACCCACGGGGCUACAGCAUCCUGCUGCUCACGCUCCUUAUGAAAGCUCUCGCCGCCACCGCCUGCAACCACCUUCGCCCCCAGGAUGCCACCUUCUCUCGCGACAGCCUCCAGCUCCUCCGGGACAUGGCUCCCAGCCCACCCCAGCCGUGCCCACAGCACAGCGCGCCAUGCUCCUUCAACGACACCAUCCUGGACACCAGCAACGCCCGGCAAGCCGAUAAAACCACCCACGACAUCCUCCAGCACCUCUUCAAAAUACUCAGCGGACCCAGCACUCCAGCCCACUGGGUCGACAGCCAACGCCAAAGCCUCCUCAACCAGAUCCAGCACUACACCCAGCACCUCGAGCAGUGCUUGGCGGGCAGCGACACGCGCUCCCACACACGAUGGCCUCGCAACCUUCACCUCACCAUCAACAAACACUUCAGCUGCCUCCACACCUUCCUCCACGACAACGAUUACAGCGCCUGCGCCUGGGACCACGUCCGCCUACGAGCUCGCACCUGGUUCCUGCACAUCCACGACCUCGCGGGCAACACGCGCACCUAG